Molecule: messenger RNA, 1032 nt
Organism: Ailuropoda melanoleuca (giant panda)
Lineage: Eukaryota; Metazoa; Chordata; Mammalia; Carnivora; Ursidae
Exons: 9
Coding region: 58-1032 (324 amino acids)
Source: RefSeq, a predicted model, not a curated record
UACAAGGGGUGAUCACAGUCUCUCAGGCAGAGCAACAAGGGACUGAAGCCCACCAAAAUGAAUCUUUUCUGCUUUUCACUGGAAGGCUCCAUGGACAGCUUAUAUGAGCCCGUCCCAGAGCAACAAACUAACCAAGAAAACACCUCUGUUGGGACUGGUUCUCUUAGGUCACCUUUUGGAGAGAGUGGAAAAGCACACGGCAAUCUCUUCAUGGAAGUUUCUAAUUUUGAGAAUGCACAACCAAAAAGAAAGUUGAUCCAGAGAUCUAUGUCAGAAAACAAAGGAUUUGAAAGGAAAACAGUGAAUGACACAAUCUGGCAGGAACCCUACAAGCCUGAGAAUGAUUCCCACAUCAGAAGACUCUGUCAGCUAAAAGAUCUAAAUGAAGAUGAUUUUCUUUUGAGUAAUAACAUACAUACUUUACAAGGAAAAAAACCACAAGGCACUUCCUGUCAGGCAGUAAAAUCAGGUGGUGACCCAGUGGAAUCAAUGGGGACAUUAAAGAGACUACAGAAACUGGUCCGGACCAAGAGAGCCAGGGUGCCAAGUCUGAAUGAGAUGAAACCUACAUUCAUAAAUCUCCAAGAUGAAGACGAAACCUUGAUUCCCUGUAUGAAAUUAGCCAAAUGCCAAGAAAAGAAAAUUGGUAAUGCUAGCACAAGAGGAAAGGAAGAAAUGGAGAUUGGAUUAGAUUCUGUUUCUGCAUCACUGGCUAGAUCCAGCCCUUCAACUGGAUGUAAUUCGGGAGAAAUGUUCUCCCAUCAUGAAGGUGAAGUUCGGAUGUGGAACAGCUGGAAACCUUUUCCAGAAAACCCUCUCUGGACAUGUGUUGAUUUCCAAAUUGCCCAAACUGGACCCUGGAACAACUGUUCCCGCUGCACUCACCACCCACAGCUUAAGUCUUCUUAUACAGAUAUGGAUCUCCCACAUUCUUGGCAUAAAGAUAAACAGUACAGGGUAGAAAUUCCAUAUGUGUUGGAGCCAAAUAAGCCCGGUCUUGAAUUGUGGCCUCACUGCUUACUGUGUGACUAA